AUGGAUUUGAUUGGAAAAGUGUAUCUUCCAUCAAGUAAGCAAUAUACGUUCAUCAUAGUAGCUACCGACUACUUCACUAAGUGGGUCGAGGCACGAUCGAUGAAAACUAUAAAUCAAACUGAUGUGAUCAAGUUCAUCAUAAAAGAUAUAAUCCAUAGGUUCGGCAUACCAAAAACUAUUACUAUCAAUCGUGGAACGAUAUCCACUAGUGAAGCGAUGGAAAUAUUUGUCAAAGAAUAUGGGAUCAAGCAUACACUUUCAACGCCUUAUUUCGCUCAGGCUAAUGGUCAGGCCAAGGCAACAAAUGAAGUCCUGAAAGGCAACUUAGAAAAAAUGGUAUAUGAUAAUUCGAGAGAUUGGCACAACUUGCUAUCUAAAACUUUGUGGGCCUAUCGAACAUCAAAGAGAUCUGGCACUGGUACAACACCUUUCGCAUUGACAUAUGGGUAUGAAGUUGUUUUACCCAUGGAAUAUGCUCAUAAGAAGGGUGUUCAGCACUGGUGCAAUGAGAAAGGAGAUAUAAUUUGUGAGAUUUGCCAUCAGCCUUACCAACCUGGUUAUACUGCGCCACCUCCACGACCUCACCGUGAAGAAACUUCCAUUGACAUUGGCGGAGGCUGGACAAUAUCUGCCACUCCUGUGGAAUUGGAUCCACGACUUAUGGCAAUGGCAGAGGCAGAACGACAUUUUUUGGAAGCCGAGUACGAUGACUAUGCUGCUUCCAAUGCCAGUGGAGCCGCAUUUUGCAGUGCUGCGGCCUUAAUUCUGUUUUACCAUUUGAUGGCCCUUCUGCUGUUGCGGCAUGCAUGGAAUGUUUCAGAUGAUGAUGCAGAUGAUGACAUAUCUGCUUUUUUCUCUGAAAGAAGAAUUCUUUUCUUGCUUUGGCCUGCUGGGUUUCUUUUGCCGUGCUACAUUAUGGCUUGGGCUAUCAGUAUCUUACAGCGUCAUAGGCAAAGACAGGAGGCUGCAGCAUUGGCAGCAACACAAGUAGCAUUUGUUUUGCAAUCAGGGCAGCGCAGAGGUCUGCAAUUUGCAAUAGCAUCUGGUCCGUCAGGACCCUCGGUAACCCUGCACCAGGAAGCUUUUUGAUUUUUGGUGGGGAGCGAGAACUCCUGAUAGUUCAAGAUUGUUGCAUAUAUAGAGUGAUUGAGUGGAAUGCACUGAAAAAUAAAUGGAAAAGUUUCCAUUCUUGUCCAAAAAUAUGAAAUUUUAAAAAUUAAUAGAAGAGAAAUUGAUUCGUGCAAGCGUGGCUAUCUUGUUGGAUGCUGCUGACUUUGGUUUCCAAACCAUUUCAUGUAAAUAUGAAUUUCUAUUUCAGCCUAA
Messenger RNA from Ziziphus jujuba (common jujube), 1323 nucleotides. RefSeq lists its product as uncharacterized. The transcript has 7 exons. The record is from RefSeq and is a predicted model, not a curated record. NCBI's taxonomy places the organism in Eukaryota, Viridiplantae, Streptophyta, Magnoliopsida, Rosales, Rhamnaceae. The coding region runs from base 1 to 1089 and encodes 362 amino acids. Gene Ontology annotation, biological process: protein ubiquitination; DNA integration. Gene Ontology annotation, cellular component: membrane. Gene Ontology annotation, molecular function: ubiquitin-protein transferase activity; nucleic acid binding.